Messenger RNA from Dicrocoelium dendriticum, 450 nucleotides. Lineage: Eukaryota; Metazoa; Platyhelminthes; Trematoda; Plagiorchiida; Dicrocoeliidae. The record is from the annotation of a GenBank genome assembly.
AUGGCCAUUUCUUUUGAGCAGAUGCAGCAGCUCCUCCAUCAACAGCAGGUGCAGUUCGAGAGAUCCCAGAAGCAGCUGUUCGACUUAUUCGCACAGAAAUUGAACAUUAAACCAGAAUCCCAAGAUGUUGGCGCACGGAUCUCAGUAGACGCAGUUACAGCAUCCAUUACGGAGUUCAUUUUUGAUGAACCAAACGGAGUAACUUUUGAAUCCUGGUUUAAGAAAUAUGAAGAUAUUUUCCGCAUUGAAUUGGAGGCACAAGAUGAUGCAUGGAAAGUUCGGUUGUUGUUGCGCAAACUCGGUGCAGUCGAACAUGAACGGUACACGAAUUUUGUGCUGCCAAAGAACCCCAGAGACUUUCGCUUCGAUGAGACGGUGACAAUACUGAAGACUAUUUUCGGAAACAUCUCUGUCAGAAGUGCAAACGGCUUGGUCACAAAGAAUCACAUU